Molecule: messenger RNA, 3296 nt
Organism: Phyllotreta striolata
Lineage: Eukaryota; Metazoa; Arthropoda; Insecta; Coleoptera; Chrysomelidae
Source: the annotation of a GenBank genome assembly
UAAGAAGCUUAAGAAGCAUUUAUCGGAAAUAUCGAAAGUGUUUAUUUAUUUUAUUUUAUAAAAGAUAUAGCUUACAAACAAUUUAUAAAUUCACCUCAUCUAAGCAAGAAAAUAAUGGUCAGAACCCGAGAAAGAAGUAGAACUCCAGAGAGAAAACGCCGGCGAUCCAGAUCCCGGUCCAAAGACAGGUCGAAAUCGUCCAGGUAUCGAAGAAGCAGGUCCAGGGAGAGGGAAUCGAGACGUAGGAGCAGAUCCAGAUCCAAAGAAAGACGGGACCGUAGAUCCCACAGCAGAGAACGGGAUCGCGAUAGAGAAAGAAGGGACAAAGACCGCAGAAAUGAGAGCAGUAAAUCCUCUCGAAGAAAAUCCCGAUCGAGGUCCAGAGAAAAAGCCAAAGCUGAGGAUACUGGCCUGUCCUUCGAUCCGGCUAAUCUAGACAAAGAGGAAGAACAAAAGAAACUCGAAAUGGAAAUGGUAAAACGAAGAGAACGCAUAGAAAGAUGGAGAGCUGAGAGAAAGAAAAAAGAGCAAGAAGCGGUGAAGAAGGAAAAAGACGGCGAUAGCAGCACACCUGUAGCAGUAGCAGUAAGCAACAAAACUUGGUCUCUAGAAGAUGAUUCCGAAGAUGAAGAUAAGAGCGAUAAAACCGAUGCUAAAGAAGAAAAACCUAUUGUAGAACAAUCGAUACCGAUUGAGGUCGAAGAAGAACCUAAGGUAAACGAAGAAGUUAACAACAAGGAAGAAGAUGAGGUAGAUCCUUUAGAUGAAUUUAUGAAAGAAGUGCACGCGGAAGUGCGUAAAAUAAACAAAACCGAAAUCAAAAAACCAAGCGAAACUCUAAAUAAGAAAGGUUCUUUAGUCAUUGUAACCGGCGUGGCCAAAUCGAAAAGUAGCGCGAAAAAAGGCGAGCUGAUAGAACAGAACCAAGACGGCCUUGAAUAUUCCUCGGAAGAGGAACAAGAAGACUUAAAAGAUACCGCCGCUAAUAUAGCGAACAAACAGAAAAAAGAACUCGCCAAAAUCGACCACAACAACAUCGUUUACAUCCCGUUCAGGAAGAAUUUCUACGUAGAAGUACCGGAAAUAGCCAAGAUGACCCACGAAGAAGUCGACAGCUACAAAGAGGAGCUGGAAGGCAUCAGAGUAAAAGGCCGCGGCUGUCCCAAACCGAUAAAAACCUGGGCGCAAUGCGGCGUAUCCACCAAAGAACUCAACGUUCUCAAGAAACUCAACUUCGAGAAACCCACGCCCAUCCAAGCCCAAGCCAUCCCGGCCAUCAUGUCCGGCAGAGACUUGAUCGGAAUAGCGAAAACCGGCAGCGGCAAAACCUUGGCCUUUCUCCUACCCAUGUUCAGGCACAUCCUCGACCAGCCGCCGCUCGAAGACACCGACGGCCCCAUCGCCAUCAUCAUGACCCCGACCAGGGAGCUGUGCAUGCAGAUCGGCAAAGACAUCAAGAAAUUCACCAAGAGCCUCAACCUGCACGCCGUCUGCGUGUACGGCGGCACCGGCAUAUCCGAGCAGAUAGCGGAACUGAAGCGCGGAGCGGAGAUCAUCGUGUGCACGCCCGGCCGGAUGAUCGACAUGUUGGCGGCGAACAGCGGCAAAGUGACGAAUUUAAGGAGGGUGACGUACAUCGUUCUGGACGAGGCCGAUAGAAUGUUCGAUAUGGGUUUCGAGCCGCAGGUGAUGAGGAUCAUCGAUAACGUGAGACCCGACAGACAAACGGUGAUGUUCAGCGCGACGUUUCCGAGACAAAUGGAGGCGUUAGCAAGGCGUAUAUUACAGAAACCGAUAGAAGUCCAAGUCGGUGGUAGAUCUGUUGUUUGCAAGGACGUGGAGCAACACGUUGUAAUCUUAGAGGAGGAUCAGAAGUUCUUGAAGUUGUUGGAACUGCUCGGAUUGUAUCAAGAACUAGGUAGCAUUAUCGUAUUCGUGGAUAAGCAAGAGAACGCCGAUAUUCUAUUGAAAGAACUCAUGAGAGCCGCUUAUAAUUGUAUGAGUUUGCACGGUGGAAUCGAUCAAUUCGACAGGGACUCGACCAUCGUGGACUUCAAAAACGGCAAAGUGAAAUUACUGGUCGCCACAUCCGUAGCGGCCAGAGGAUUGGACGUGAAACAAUUGAUACUGGUGGUAAACUACGAUUGCCCGAAUCACUACGAAGACUACGUCCACAGGUGCGGCAGGACCGGCAGGGCCGGCAACAAGGGCUUCGCCUACACGUUCAUCACGCCCGAGCAGGCCCGCUACGCCGGAGAUCUGACCAAAGCGUUCGAAUUGGCCGCGGUGCCGGUGCCCGACGGGCUGCGCAGCCUGUGGGAGAGCUACAAGGCCAAGCAGGAGGCCGAAGGCAAGAAGGUCCACACCGGAGGCGGUUUCAGCGGCAAAGGUUUCAAAUUCGACGAGUCCGAAGCGGCGGCGGUGAACGAGAAGAAGAAAUUCCAGAAGGCGGCGCUCGGCUUGGCCGACAGCGACGACGAGGACCUGGAGCAGGACAUCGACCAGCAGAUCGAGAGCAUGUUCGCCACCAAGCGCACCGUCAAGGAGAUCAAAGCGCCGAUGGGCAUCGUCAAUUCGGCGGCGUUGGCCGCCUCCGGCGGCGGCACCGCCGUGGAUAAGUUGGAGCUGGCCAAGCGGCUGGCUUCGAAGAUUAAUCUGAUGAAGAGCUCGACGUUGGAUACGAAGUUCGCUACGCAGCAAGCGGCCGAGUCGAUACUGAAGGGUAGCGGGCCGCAGCCGGCCAUAACGGCUAAGACCGUGGCUGAGCAACUGGCCGCUAAGCUGAAUACGAAGCUGAAUUACCAACCGAAGGAGGACGAUGAUGAAGACAGGAACGUCGAUGAUGAGCAAACCUUCAAGAAGUACGAAGAGGAGUUGGAGAUUAACGAUUUUCCGCAGCAGGCGAGGUGGCGGGUUACCUCUAAAGAAGCGCUGGCGCAGAUUAGCGAGUAUUCCGAAGCGGGUAUUACUGUUAGGGGAACGUACGUUCCGACUGGGAAGAAUCCACCGGAAGGCGAGCGAAAAUUGUAUCUCGCUAUUGAGAGUACUUCGGAUAUGGCUGUAUCUAAAGCCAAGGCGGAGAUUACCAGGUUAAUCAAAGAGGAACUGCUUAAGUUACAAACCGCUGGUCAUCACACGUUCAAUAAAGCUCGAUAUAAGGUUGUUUAAAACCUGUUUGUACUGUGUAAGAUAGUAAAAUGAAAACAUUCUUAUUAAGUUGGAAUGUGUAUGUAUUGUAUAAAACAAUUACAUCUACCAUAAUUUCUUUUUUAAUAAAUAUGUUUUUUAUAAUAUGA